Rasamsonia emersonii CBS 393.64 is the source of this 1275-nucleotide messenger RNA. Its product is annotated as NEDD8 activating enzyme (UbaC). Gene Ontology annotation, molecular function: NEDD8 activating enzyme activity. The record is from RefSeq and is a predicted model, not a curated record. NCBI's taxonomy places the organism in Eukaryota, Fungi, Ascomycota, Eurotiomycetes, Eurotiales, Trichocomaceae. Gene Ontology annotation, biological process: protein neddylation. Bases 1 to 1275 code for a protein of 424 amino acids. The transcript is spliced from 5 exons. Gene Ontology annotation, cellular component: nucleus; cytoplasm.
AUGCCUUCUCUCAAAACACAGAAAGCUAGUUCUGGUCUUAGAUGGAAGCAUCUUUACAAUGUCCUUAACAAACGCGGUCCUUUCAGUGAUGAGGACUGGGUCCCUGGACCUGAGACAAUUGAAGCACUGGAGACAUCAAAAAUUCUAGGCGCUGGAGGCCUGGGAUGUGAAAUCUUGAAAAAUCUCGCGCUGUCAGGCUUUAAAGACAUCCAUGUGAUCGACAUGGACACAAUAGAUAUCUCCAACCUGAAUCGUCAGUUCUUAUUCCGCCAAUCUGACGUAGGGAAACCGAAAGCCGAAGUUGCAGCUGCUUUUGUGGAGAAGCGCGUCAAGGGGGUCAAGAUCACACCCUACGUGGGUAAGAUCCAGGACCUAGACGAGGAUUAUUACAUGCAAUUCAAGAUCAUUGUCUGCGGGCUCGACAGUGUCGAAGCACGUCGAUGGAUCAACUCCACACUUGUGGGCAUGGUAGAUCCAGAAAAUCCCGAGAGCCUCAAGCCACUGAUUGACGGUGGUACCGAAGGCUUCAAGGGACAGGCUCGAGUCAUCCUACCGACACUCACAUCAUGCAUCGAGUGCCAGCUUGAUAUGCACGCUCCUCGCGCCGCCGUUCCUCUCUGCACCAUCGCAACCAUCCCCCGACAGCCUCAACAUUGCAUCGAGUGGGCUCAUCAGAUCGCGUGGCAGGAGAAGCGGAAAGACGAGCCCUUCGACAGCGACAACAUGGAGCAUAUCUCCUGGAUCUAUCAGACCGCGCUUGAACGAGCAAAGCAGUUCGGCAUCACCGGCGUCACGUUCCAAAUGACACAAGGUGUCGUGAAGAAUAUCAUUCCGGCCAUCGCCUCCACAAAUGCAGUUAUCGCCGCAUCUACCACAUCCGAAGCGCUCAAGAUUGCUACGUCCUGCAACCCGUACCUGGAGAACUACAUGAUGUACGCGGGUGAGGAAGGGGUCUACACGUACACCUUUGCCGCAGAGCAAAAGCCCGACUGUCCUGUGUGCGGUAAUCUGGCGCGGACGAUUGUCGUGGAUCCCGAGAUUACGCUGGAAAUGUUUAUUGAGAGCCUGGGAGAGCGGCCGGAGGCGCAGCUGAAGAAGCCCAGCCUGCGGUCGGAGGAGAAAACACUCUACCAGCGCUUCCCGCCGCAGUUGGAGGAGCAGACACGGCCAAACCUCCGUCGCAAGCUCAAGGAUCUGGUGUCCAACGGGCAGGAAAUUGCCGUCAGCGAUCCGGCCUUCCAGAUUGAUUUCCGAUACAAGCUUGUCUUCCAAUAG